AGAGAGAGAAAGAUAAAGAGAGUACUCCAGUCUCUGGAAGGAGAAACAUCAACCGGUCUGAUUUCAUCUUAUUUAUUUGGGAAUACACACCUUUAUCGAUCAAUAAGGAUACUUCCUUGCAGAGGGAACUUUGUGCAGCAUCCUUUCUAGCGGAAACGAGGACUAACUUGCUUUCUUUUUCCCAGGAUAUAAUGAUAUGAUCAUAUAUGAGCUGCUUUCAUUCACAAGUGGUAUUGUGGCUCCUCGGAUGCGCGAGGCACACGGUGUCCCUUCAGAAGAGAAAAAGCAAAAACAGGACGAGCUGCGGAAGGAAUACAAAUUAUACUUUUGAAAGAAAACGCUCCGAGAGGGAGAAGAAUGAGUAAAAAGUGCCGGUGAGGAGCCUUAAAAAAGCGAGGAGGAUUCAGUGUGUUCUGCGCCAGGCUGCUGUCAACUUCCUGAGGACUCAAAGGCAUACAGAAAAGUGUGAUCUGCGACUAUAAACGCAGGGAUGACAGUCAAACUGGACUUUGAGGAGUGUUUGAAAGACUCCCCCCGCUUCAGAGCUGAAAUUGAAAUUGUCCAAACCGAUGUGAGUGAACUCGAGACCCGAUUAGAAAAGCUUGUGAAACAAUGCCAUGCCAUGCUGGAGGCCGGCAGAGUCUACUGCCAGACCAGCAAGAGCUUCGUCAACGGCCUGCGGGAGCUGGGACACCAAUGCUCCGGGGAAAAGACCAUGGAGGAGUGUUUGGACAAAUUUUCCAAAAAGCUGUCUAUCAUCUUGGACGCCCAGGAGGAAGUGAUUGAAACCACACAGAAGACGGUCAAGACGAAGCUGCAGAACUUUGUGAAAGAGGAUGUCCGUCGGUUUAAGGAUGUACGCAAGGAGUUUGAGCGCGGCAGUGAAUGUCUGGAGGGGGCGCUGGUGAGGAACGCUCAGGCCCCUCGAGGGAAACCUCAUGAAGUGGAGGACGCCAGCAACGCUCUGCUGAACGCACGCAGGACCUUCAGGUCGGAGGCCCUGGAUUACGUCCUGGAGAUUAAUGUCAUUGAGGCCAAGAAGAAGACAGACAUCCUGAUGGCAAUGUUGUCACUGAUGGAGGCCCAGGCUCAGCUCUUCCAACACGGCCACCAGUCUCUCUCAGAAAUGGACGAGUAUAGACGAAAACUCAAUGAAGAGCACACUCAGUUUGUCCUCAACUCAGCCCGGGAGAAGAGGGACAUGGAGCAAAGACACGCAGCAAUCAAGAAGAAGGAUGUGUCCUAUGAUGACUCCAUCAUGGAUUUUAAACCUGACGCACCAAAUGGGAUCGCCAUGGAGGGAUACCUCUAUAAAAGAGCCAGCAAUGCCUUCAAGACCUGGAGCAGGCGUUGGUUUUCUAUUCAGAAAAAUCAGCUGGUGUAUCAGAAGAAAUUCAAGGAACAACCUACAGUUGUGGUGGAGGACUUGCGUCUCUGCACGGUCAAGCCUAGUGCAGACAACGAGAGGCGGUUUCUGUUUGAAGUGGUCUCCCCGUCAAAGAGUUGUAUGUUGCAGGCAGACUCCGAAAGGCAGCAGCAGGCGUGGAUGUGUGCCGUUCAAAACANGACACAUGGACUCAAAGAGGAAGAAACUGUGGCUAAAGGAGGCGGAGUCCAAAAAGAAAAGGGCUCCUCGACACUUCCCUCGGUUCAAUGGAUUCGAGGAGACAAGGAGACAUGGAUCCGGUCAAAGUACGUUGAUAAGAAGUUCAUCCAAAAGCUGCCCGAGACCGGCAGGCCGGCCCUGCAGCGGAGGAACCGAGCGCUCACUCAGGAGAGGAACACACAGCGGCCGCCGCUCAAACCCAAGCCGAACCGAGCCACGCUGCCUCGUCUCCCAGGUAAACACAGUCAGGACUGA
Notothenia coriiceps (black rockcod) is the source of this 1861-nucleotide messenger RNA. RefSeq names its product arf-GAP with coiled-coil, ANK repeat and PH domain-containing protein 2-like. Gene Ontology annotation, molecular function: GTPase activator activity; protein binding. The coding region runs from base 491 to 1861 and encodes 456 amino acids. Gene Ontology annotation, cellular component: cytoplasm. The transcript has 15 exons. The record is from RefSeq and is a predicted model, not a curated record. NCBI's taxonomy places the organism in Eukaryota, Metazoa, Chordata, Actinopteri, Perciformes, Nototheniidae.